AUGCGGUAUCACGUACAACCUCGGGGAAUUCGCUGGAGCCUAUGGAAGGAUCUGUGGCACAACAACCUUGCCGAUCUCAAGACCACCAAAGAAAUUUCCCCGACGACAAUAUUCGUCGCUAUUGAUACCGAACCAUGGCCGGGUCAAGCCGGGACAAAUUCCACUGAUGAAGCAGCCGCUCAGAUUGGCAUAGCCUUACUUGCCCCCCGGGCAGAUGACGCAGGAAAGAUCGAUGAGCCGCCUCAGACUCUUGAGGAAGCUCAGCAACGAUUCACAUCUCCUCACAUUCCAUCCACAUCAAUGGCCGAGAGCGGCUGGGAUGAAGUAGAGGACACCGUCCUCAACCUUGUCCAUACUUUCCAGCAACAAAUGUGCUUGUCUCUCGGCAAACCUUUAAAGCUUACUCUCGUCGGGUUUGACCUUUAUCACGAAUUUCGUAUUCUGUCCCGUCACUACAAGCGGAUCCUUGACUGCUUCACUUCAUGGGUUGAUGUCCAGGAGCUUGUCAAAGAACUCAUGCCAGACAUCAGCCAGGCACCAAGCUUGCGAAAUACUCUGAUCGGCGUCGGAUACGAACCCGUUUUCCCGACCAAGCCGGCGAGCUCCGAUGGCCACGAUGCCGGGAAUGAUGCUAUGCGUUGCAUGUCAGUUCUCGGCACGCUCUUGCACUACUCGCCGCCAGGUGAAGAUUUGGCUCGGGCUCACUCGGAAUAUCAUGCGAAGCGCUGCCAUGAAAGGUCAAAGGCGCAGCGCGCAAAGGCCAAUAUGCAGAGACGUGACUUGUUUUCCAAGGAAUGCCCUUGGCCCGCAGAGAAGUAUCCAUUCCGAGCAAAGGUCGACUUGCCAGGAACCUACAUUACGAAAUGGCAAGACCCGGCGGUGCUGUGCGAAUAUUUUCUCAAAUACAAACCGGUGGCGGCAGGUGGCAAUAAAACAAAGACAUUUGGGGGCUGGAUCUGCUUCGCGAGCCUGGAGGAGCUGGAGCUGUUCUUGAGAGAGGUUGACGGGAUGGAGGAUGUAGAGGGAAGGGGAACUUGGCUCGCAAAAACACGGUAUAACCCAAAUGUAGUCGAGGCGGUCACAAAGGCAGAGCUGGACGAAUACCUACGGGACAAGGCAGCCGCCGAGAUUGCCGAAAAACGGCGAAUUCGACAGGAGAAGAAGCAAAGGGAGGAGAUAUACGGAUAG
This is a messenger RNA of Beauveria bassiana ARSEF 2860, 1188 nucleotides long. RefSeq lists its product as uncharacterized. The record is from RefSeq and is a predicted model, not a curated record. NCBI's taxonomy places the organism in Eukaryota, Fungi, Ascomycota, Sordariomycetes, Hypocreales, Cordycipitaceae. The coding region runs from base 1 to 1188 and encodes 395 amino acids. The transcript is spliced from 2 exons.